Eruca vesicaria subsp. sativa (arugula) is the source of this 3048-nucleotide messenger RNA. The record is from the annotation of a GenBank genome assembly. Lineage: Eukaryota; Viridiplantae; Streptophyta; Magnoliopsida; Brassicales; Brassicaceae.
AUGAGAGCAGAUUUGAUUACAAUACAGCAAACGCUGACGCCAGAAGCAGCGACUGUUCUCAACCAGUCAAUCGCCGAGGCAACACGUCGCAACCAUGGCCACACAACACCCCUCCACGUGGCGGCCACUCUCUUAUCAUCACCCUCUGGCUUUCUCCGACAAGCGUGCAUCAAAUCCCACCCGAACUCCUCUCACCCUCUCCAGUGCCGAGCUCUCGAGCUCUGUUUCAGCGUCGCCCUAGAACGUCUCCCUACUACUACAAUCACCACUUCUCCACACGAGCCGCCUCCGCCGCUGCUCUCAAACGCUUUGACCGCGGCUUUAAAACGCGCUCAAGCUCAUCAGCGACGCGGUUGUCCUGAGCAGCAGCAGCAACCGCUUUUAGCGGUUAAAGUCGAGCUCGAACAGCUUAUCAUAUCGAUUCUUGAUGAUCCGAGCGUUAGCCGGGUCAUGCGCGAGGCUAGCUUCUCUAGCCCCGCGGUGAAAAACGCGAUCGAACAGUCGCGUUUUGGUAAUUCAAGAAGAACCGGAAUCGUUAACCAAUCUGCAAUUGGAUUCGGUUAUCGAUCCGUACCGGUUCCGGUUAGCCGGAAUCCUUACCUUAAUCCCCGGUUUCAGCAAACCGGUUACUUAGGAGAGAGCACAACAGAAGAAGCUAAACGGGUCGUGGAGAUAAUGAACCGGACCCGGAAGAGAAACCCGGUUCUCGUCGGCGAUACAGAGCCUCAAGUUCUCGUGAAAGAGAUUCUCGGGAUGUUAGAGAACCGGAACUUUAAGGUGAUCCGGUUAGAUAAGGAGUUAGCUUCUUCAACUCGGUUUUGUGAAAUCUCCGGUUUAGUGGAAAACCGGUUAAGAAACUCGGAGUUAACCGGUGGUGUGGUUCUUGAUCUAGGAGAUUUGAAAUGGUUAGCGGUUAACGGUGGCGGAGGAGGAGCUGUGACGGAGAUGAGGAAGCUUUUGGAGAGAUACAGAGGAAGGUUAAGUUUUAUCGGUACUGCCACGUGUGAGACUUAUCUACGUUGUCAGGUUUAUUACCCUUCGAUGGAGAAUGAUUGUGAUCUUCAAGCGAUUCCCAUCGCCGCUAAAUCUCCUCUUCCGACAAUGUUUCAAAGGUUUGGGAGCAGUAACAUAAUCUCAACUGAAUCGAUAUCUCCGACAAGAAGUUAUCAGAUUCCGACAGGAAAAAUGAACUGCUGCUCUCAGUGUUUACAGAGUUACGAAAACGACCUCGUAAAACUGGAAAAAUCGUUAACCGGAAAUAACCGGCCGGUCUUGCCGCCGUGGCUGCAGAACGCUAAAGCCGAUGACGUAGGUGACAAGAAACUUACGAAAGAUCAAGAGAUUGUGGAGUUACAGAAGAAAUGGAACGACUUAUGUUUACGUUUACAUCCAAAACCAAACUCAAAAUCAGACAUAACUCCACCAGGUAGUCCGGUCGGUACAGAUUUGGUACUUGGACGGUCCAACAGAGUUGUAUCCAUAUCCUCACCAGACCACAAGACUCGAGAUGAUUCGUUCGAUAUAAAUCUAUUCAAGAAGCUACUAAAGGGCUUAGCUAAAAGCGUUUGGUGGCAACACGACGCCGCGUCUUCAAUAGCAUCAGCGAUUACAGAACGCAAACACGGAAACGCGAAGUCAAAGGGAGAUAUUUGGUUGAUGUUCACCGGUUCAGACCGUACCGGGAAGACCAAAAUGGCGUCUGCGUUAUCAGAUCUUGUCUCUGGAAGCAAACCGAUAACCAUCAGCCUUGGCUCUAGCUCUAGAACGGAGGAAGACGGUUUAAGCCUUCGUGGUAAAACGGCGUUGGAUAGAUUAGCGGAAACGGUUAGGAGAAACCCGUUUGCGGUUAUUGUAAUGGAAGAUGUAGAUGAAGCUGAUGUGUUGGUACGUAACAACGUGAAGCUAGCGAUGGAACGUGGGAGGAUAUCUGAUUCGUAUGGACGAGAGGUUAGUCUUGGAAACGUUAUUAUAAUUCUUACAACGAACUCAUCGCUAGGUUUAGCUGAAAACGUUGCUCCUAUCGAUGAGGCAAGACUAGAGAGUCUUGUCAGCAAAGGAUGGAGAUUGAGACUAUCUGUAUGCAAAAACCGAAAACGAAAACCGAAUUGGCUUUAUAGUGAACAAGAAAAGAUGAGGAAGGAGAUAUGUUUUGAUUUGAACGAAGAAGCGGCCGAGUUUGAUUCGUCUAGUGAUGUAACGGUGGAGAAUGAUCAAGAAGAUAGUAGUAGCUUUGUUCACACGCUAGUGGCUUUAGCUGACGACGCUAUAGUCUUUAGACCUGUUGAUUUUGGUUUGAUCAAGAGAAAGACUGUAGAGUCUUUGAAGAAACGUUUGUCUAAUGGAUUAACGGUUGAGAUUGAAGAGGAUGCUCUGGAGAGAAUAGCGGGUGCGGUUUGGCUCAGCAAGAUUAGCUUAGAGGAGUGGCUAGAGGAAGCAAUGGGUUCGAGUUUGAAUAGUGUUAAGUCUCGGGUAUAUUCUUUGGAAGAUUCUGUGGUUAGGAUUGAGCUUGAAGAUGAUGUGAGUGAUCGAGUGUCUGGAGGUUAUCUUCCGAGUAGUGUAAGAACGGUGGUCGUUUGAGUUUCUUUUUUGUUGUGCCGGUGAGGGGUAGAUUCGUAAUUAUGGGAAUUGGUAAGGGGGGAAAGAUGUACAUAUGAUUAUCUUUUAACCGUCUUUGGCGGGGAGAGGAAAAGUUCGGUAAUAUAUCAAACGGUAAAAAAAAGAAUUAAAGAAAAAGGUUAAUGUUUCUGUUAUAGAAAAUCAACGGCUGAGAACUUCACAGGGUAUAUAAUCUUAUAUAAUAUAAUCGACAUUUCCACACAAAGAAAAACAAAUAAUGAAAUUAACUAAAUAAAUAGGGACAUAGUGGAUUUUUAUUUAUUCAUUCAAGGUUACAUUUGAUUAUUCUUUCGUAUGUUUCUGCUUGGAGUUUAAUGGAAUAUAUUAUAAUCUCUUAGCAGAUCGAAUUUUAGAAAUUAUACUGUACUAUAGUAUUAUGUAUAUACAGAGGACAUUGAUUUCAGCAGAAAGUUGUACUUUUUAAUAUUAGGU